This is a messenger RNA of Capra hircus (goat), 1930 nucleotides long. It is a transcript of the gene CCDC63, whose product is annotated as coiled-coil domain containing 63. Gene Ontology annotation, cellular component: axoneme. The record is from RefSeq and is a predicted model, not a curated record. Gene Ontology annotation, biological process: outer dynein arm assembly; cilium movement. The transcript has 12 exons. Bases 198 to 1874 code for a protein of 558 amino acids. NCBI's taxonomy places the organism in Eukaryota, Metazoa, Chordata, Mammalia, Artiodactyla, Bovidae.
GGCGCGGUCCAGCACAGCGGUGCAGCUAGCAGUUCUCCCAGCGCGGUCCGACACGCAGCUGCGGCUGUCGGACACGCGGUGGGAGCGGUCCUGAAGGCCGCCGCUGGGCAUUGCAGAGAGAGAGAGAGGAGCACUUGCUGGCAUUGACCUCCCUUGGGUACGGUGUCUGAGGAGAGGAAAAGCACAAUUCCUUCAAGAUGCCAAUGAAGAAGCACAGGAGAAAAGACCCUGAAAGUUCCCAGGAACCUUCAGAGAAGACCAAAGGGCAGCUGGUUGAGGGGGAGCUUCGGAAGCUGAGGCAGCAGUUCCGGAAGAUGGUGGACAGUCGGAAGUCCUUUAACUUCCGCUCCCAGCAGAAGAUCACGAACCAGCACAAGGAAAUCAAGACCUUGCAGGAGGAGCAGGAUGAGAUCACCCUGCUUUUGAAUCUCAUCAAGUCCUCCAGGAACCUGGAUCUCAAUGAGAAAAACUACCUGGAACUGCGUUUCCUGCUGCAAACUAAGGAGGACUACGAGGCCCUGAUUAAAUCAAUGAAACUGCUGUUGGCUGAACUGGAUGAGAAGAUUGUUCAGAUGGAGAAAAAAAUUGUAAACCAAAGACAGAUUUUCACAAAAAUACAGGAGGCCAAUAACCCCCGGAAAUUGCAAAAACAGAUCCACAUUUUGGAAACCCGUUUGAAUCUUGUCACUGUACACUUUGACCAGAUGCUGACCACCAACGCAAAGCUCCGGAAGGAGAUCGAGGAACUGAGGCAUGAGAAGGCUGCUUACGACAACGUCUACCAGCAUCUUUGUCGGCGCCUGUUGAUGCAGAAGAAGACAAUGAAUGUGGCCAUCGAGCAGUCUGCCCAGGCCUACGAGCAGAGGCUGGAAGCCAUGGCUCGAAUGGCUGCCAUGAAGGACCGCCAGCAGAAGGACAUCUCUCAGUACAACCUGGAGAUCCGAGAGCUGGAGCGUGUCUACGAUCAUGAAACCAAGCUCAAAUCCUUCUUGCUCAUCAAGCUGAAUGAUCGUCUUGAAUUCGAGGAGCAGUCCAAAAAGGAAGAAGCUCUCAAGGCAAAGAAGUAUGGGAAGAAGAGCAAGGGUGAGAGUUUUGAGAGCUACGAGGUGGCUCACCUCCGGCUGCUGAAACUGACAAAGACUGGGAACCUGAAUCAACUCAUCGAGGAGUUUCUGGCCAAGGAGGAGAAGAACUUUGCUCGGUUCACGUAUGUCACGGAGCUCAACAAUGACAUGGAGAUGAUGCACAAGAAGAUCGAGAGAAUCCAGAAUGAGAUCAUGCGCUUGCGAUCCCAGCAGAAAUCAUCCCAUGAAGACAACCACGCCAUCCUGAGAGAGCUGGAGGAGAAACUAAAGAAGACCACGGAGGAGGCAGACAUGUACGAGAACAACUACAAGGAGAUCACCAAGACCCUGGAGUAUCUCAAGAACUCAGUGGAGAAUCUGUUUAAGAAGAUAAACUGUGAUGCUACCAAGAUCCUGGUGCAGUUAGGGGAGACGGGGAAAGUCACGGAUAUCAACCUCCCGCAGUACUUUGCCAUCAUUGAGAAGAAGACCAAUGACUUGCUGGUGUUAGAAUCCUACAAGCGGCUUAUGGAAAUGGAAGUGGCAGAGGCGGAGGUCCAGCCAUCCUUCCUCAACCCCUUCUGGGGCGGCUCCGCCCUCCUCAAGCCUGUAGAACCCAUCAAGGUCGUCCCCCCAGUGUUCGGGGCUGACCCCUUUAGCGACAAGUUGGAUGAAGUGGAGCAGCCCCUGGACCACAGCAGCCUUCGGCAAAUGGCGCUCAGUCACUACACCGCAAGAGAGUCUCGGAACAGGGACAGCACGCCCGAAAAGGGGGAGGAGCUGAAGUCCAAGAAGAAGGCGACAGCCUGAGGCGGCUCUGGCCAUUUGUACAUAACUAGAGAGAGUAAAUGUUUUGUUCUCUAACC